Pan troglodytes (chimpanzee) is the source of this 938-nucleotide messenger RNA. RefSeq lists its product as uncharacterized. The record is from RefSeq and is a predicted model, not a curated record. The transcript is spliced from 4 exons. Bases 1 to 747 code for a protein of 248 amino acids. Lineage: Eukaryota; Metazoa; Chordata; Mammalia; Primates; Hominidae.
AUGAAUGAGACCUCAGAGACUUCAGGGAGCUGCGGCUGCUGCACCCAUGAGAGGCAGCUCAGUGGCACUGUAUAUGAAGUCACCUAUGGACAAGGACAGUGGCUAUUUCAGUGGCAGCUGGGGAGAGAGGAAUACCGCCACAAAAAGAGCUUACGUUUUUCUUUGCACUGGCCACCUCCACACCGUACUCACAACACGAAGGGGCGACCUGAGGCAGGCGUCUGGAGUGAAGGCACUGGCAGGGUGUCCUUUAGCCCCUGCGAGGGCGGCCUGCAUGCCCUGGAGGACCGCCCGCCUCGGGUCCCCCGGGAGCGCGAGGACACUUUUCCGCCAGGUACGCGGAGUCGGGCUGCUCCCUUAGGCGGGUCGACUGCCUUGGGAGAGAACCAGCCCAUCCUUCCCUUUCUCCAGUCCUCAGGAACCGAGCUACAGAGUCGCUUCCUCACCUCUUGGCUCCUGGCGAGUCUCGCCGGCGUCCCCAAGCGCAGCGUCCCUCUGGGACCAGCCGUCCGCGCGCCUGUCGCUAGCGGCGUCGGGUGUCCCCGCUACUGUGUGUCAGCUGCAGAGCCGAUGCCCAGGAACGCGCAGGAGCCAGCUGCUGAUCGUCAAACAGAGGAAUUUGCCAACAGACAUCUGGGUAGCACAAAAGCCAAGGAAGGACUGAAGGAACAAGGCAGCCCUCAGCUUUUGCAGUUGCCAUUUCCUCCCUUUCGAAGUCACUGCAUCAAACUGUACCGGGCUUACUAGCUGUCUGCAAAUAGACUAGCAAGUUCAGAUGAACUCUCACCCAAGAACCCAGAUGCCACGUUGUAAGGAAGCCCAGACCACUUGGAGUGGCAUGUAUGAUCCCAGCUGACAGCCAGCAUCAACCUUGAACAUGUGGGUGAGUGUGCCUUCAAGGGAUUCCAGUCACUAACCUUCAAGCCAUUCCAGCAAUA